AUGCGCAUGCUUCCUUCCUCGUCCGACCCCGACCUCGCACACUCCCACGCUCACACGUACCAGGCGCCGCGGACCAGCUCGGUGGCAAGAUCGUCGACCGUCACCCGCAUGCCCCGGGUCAUGGUCGAGUGGUUCGCCAGGGAGCACCUCGGCGCGCACGACGUUGUCGGCUGCGACGUCGAGUACAGCCGCCUCAGGCGAUGCACCGGGCUCCUCAAAGGCGCCGCCGACGAGGCUAUCGCCGGUCGCGUGCGAGCGCUUUUCCGUGACGGUGACCGGCCGGACCUCGGUCUGGGCCGGUCGGAGAUGACACGAUCCUUCUUGCCCUUCUGCAAGGAGCAACUCCAGCCGCCGUUGUCCGUGGACGACGACGACGACGACGACGUGGCGAGGCGACCGAAGUGCCCUCCGUUUCGGCCUGUCAUCUUCCACGACGGUCGGCUCGUGCGCCGGCCGACGACUCUCGUGUCCCUCGCCAUCCUCCUCUGGAUCCCCCUCGGCGUCCUCCUCGCCUUCGUCCGCAUCACGCUCGGCAUCGUCCUCCCCAUCCAGACCAUCCCCUACAUCGCCCCCUUCGUCGGCGGCGCCGUCAUCACGCGCGGCCGGCCCCCCGCCCCGACGACCGGCGCCAACGGCUCGUCCACGGGCGUCCUCUUCGUCUGCACGCACCGCACGCUCAUGGACCCGGUGGUGCUAUCGUUCGUGCUCGGCCGGCGCGUGGCCGCCGUGACCUACUCCCUCUCCCGGCUCUCGGAGAUCCUGUCGCCGAUCCCGACGGUGCGGCUGACGCGCGACCGCGACACGGACGCGGCGCGGAUGCGUGCGGAGCUGGCGCGGGGCGACGUGGCGGUGUGCCCCGAGGGCACCACCUGCCGGGAGCCCUUCCUGCUCCGCUUCUCGGCGCUGUUCGCGGAGCUGAGCGAACGGAUCGUGCCGGUGGCGACGAACUACCGCGUGGGGCUGUUCCACCCGACGACGGCGAGGGGGUGGAAGGCCAUGGAUCCCAUCUUCUUCUUCAUGAACCCGAGGCCGGUGUACGAGGUGACGUUCCUGAACCAGCUCCCCGCCGAGGCGACGUGCGCGGCCGGGAGGAGCCCCGUCGACGUCGCCAACUACGUUCAGAGGAUACUUGCGGCCACGCUGGGGUUCGAGUGCACCACAUUCACCCGCAAGGACAAGUACCGGGUGCUCGCCGGCAACGACGGCAUCGUCGGCGCCAAGCCCGCCGCGACGGCGACGGCGACCAAGCCAGGAUGGCAGCGACGGGUCAGGGAGGUGCUCGGAUUCUUGCGUUUCACUAAGAUCGAUUAA
Triticum turgidum subsp. durum (durum wheat) is the source of this 1311-nucleotide messenger RNA. The record is from the annotation of a GenBank genome assembly. Lineage: Eukaryota; Viridiplantae; Streptophyta; Magnoliopsida; Poales; Poaceae.